AUGGCACCUAAACCGCUCUUGGCUUUGUAUCCUUUGAAUUUUGAUGGCUACUCGUACGAAAUAUAUAUUACAGCUGGAAGCAUCGGUCAUAACUAUUUUGGUCCCUGCUCGAUUUUGCAUUGCUACGAGUCUCAUAAUUCUUCGGAAGCGCACCCCCGGUCGAAGGCCAGCGUAGAGUCUUUUCACACCCACAUCGGGCGCAUCCGCGACAACAUUGUCAACUCUCACGUGCUUACGUGCAUCUAUCGGCCAAAACCUCUCGAAUACAAACAUGACGUGGAUGAAACUCUUUUUAAUAAAGUUGUUCGGCCGAGGAUAUCAUCGUACAAUGUGGAGGGUUCGAAACUGAACAUGAUGGCACCGAACGCGCUAACAUGGACAAAACUGGAAAGCAAGUGCCCACAGUCACUAGAACCCUACAUUGAAUCAUCGCUUGGAUGGUCGCUUGGAGAUUGCUAA
Messenger RNA from Cylicocyclus nassatus, 459 nucleotides. NCBI's taxonomy places the organism in Eukaryota, Metazoa, Nematoda, Chromadorea, Rhabditida, Strongylidae. The record is from the annotation of a GenBank genome assembly.